AUUCUGCAGUUGUAACAUCCGCGUCUCCAGUGGCUGCUCCACCAGCAAAAUUUAUUUCUAAAAACUAAACUCAGGGUCUUUCUCAAGACCGGAGCACGGGGUGUACUGGACACAAGCCAGAGUAAAACGUGAAAUUGACACUAAAAAGCAUCGAAAGCUAAACGGAAAUCGUAUAUACUCGUAUGUGGCCAACGGAAAAAGUCAGUGAAGCCAAUUUAAACGAACGACAUAAUAAUAAAUACAACAUUGAGAGGCGCAGCAUAAGUAAAGAAAAAUUAAUAAGACCCGUGUCGUGGCUGCCGGAUGGCGGUCAGCUCGAGGCAGUACUGAAAAAUGAUUAUGGCCGCAUAGUGGAAAAACAUAAACAUAAACGCGCAAAACCCAAAAUGGAUAUGUCCCAGUUAGCCGCCGCUUGUCACAGCCAUGAAGUGAUGGUCGACGAAGGCGAUGACGAAUGCGACAUGGAGCAGGAGCAAACUAUCACUACCGCACAACUAGAUGGAAUUCUGACAGAAUUACAACACCUGAGAGAACACAACAAUAAACUGAAGAAAAUAAAUGAUGAGCUACAGACAGCCAUCAACAACAUGAACAACGUGAACAACAUGAACAACGUGAACAACAUCAACAACUGUAACAAGAGCGGAAUCCUCACAGACUCCGACUCGGACUAUCCCUCAUUGGGGAAAAAACGUCACAAGGAUUCGUCGAGCCCAUCGCCCACAAAGACGAAGAAGAAGAAGAAGACCAACACCACACCAUCAUCAGCAACGUCAACGUCAACAAAGGCAGCGGCGUCGGCAGCAGCAACGGUGCCAUCAUCAUCAUCGGCAGCGACGGCAACAGCAGCAACGUUGCCAUCAUCAUCAUCUCCAGCGACGGCAGCAGCAUCAAAUAUGGUAAAACCAAAAGAACAAAUUCCUAACAUAUCUAUCUAUAAUUACAACCCUAAGUUACUUACUAAUUUGAUAAAAAACCACAACAUUACAUUCAUACUAGACAUUAAGAAUAAAAAUCUUGUACACCUUAAGACUACAAACAUGACAUCAUUUAUGAAAGUCAAAGAAAUCUUAGAUAACCAGCAAAUCAAAUACUUUUCACAUACACCAAAAGAACUGAAACCAUACACAUGCCUUAUAAAAAAAAUACCAUUAAGCACCUACGAUAUAGAGGAAGUAAAGGGGGCACUCAAUGAAAGCCUACCAGAUGUAAAAAUUGAAAAAAUUAAACCAUACAAAGAGAAAUUCUGGCUGGUACAGAUAAAAAAAAACCCUGAAAGUAUUAGGCAACUACUAAACCUUAAGACAUUACUAAACUGCCGCAUAUCAGUAGAAACCAUAAAACCUCAUAGAAAUUCAAUCAUCCAAUGCCACAACUGCCAAAGAUUUUCACACAUUGCCAGCAAUUGUAAACUAUCAUACAGAUGCGUUAAAUGUUUGAACGACCAUAGUCCAGGGCAAUGCCCAAUUAAAAAGACUGACAGUCCGUCCGAAGACGUUAAAUGUGUUAACUGCAAGGGGCAGCACACAGCUAAUGCCAAAAUUUGCCCAAUUCGUCUUUCAGCAUUAGGAAAAUUGCAGCAAAAAAGGGACCAAUCUCAAAAUAAAACAAGCAAAACUCUUAAUAGAGCGCACCAAGCCAUCAGGGGAGAGGCAACCUAUGCGUCUCUAUUAUCCAAAAACAAACUAACAGAACCACCACUAACCAGACAAAACACAAUAGUGACAAGUAACCCCAAAUUACACGAAUACAUGACAAACAAAUUAAAUAGCAACGACAUCAAGAAUAAAAAAAAAGACUUGACCCUCUCCUUUGAGGACUUCAACAAUGAUACCAUUGACGCCUUCGGGAUGGAUAUCAUGUCAUGUCUAAAAAUAAUGCAAUCCGUAACAAAAAAAUAUGCCAACACCAAAAACAGCGGCAACUCAAAAGCAGUUAAACAACAAAUCAUACUAGACUUUCUAUUCCAAAUGUCCAUGACAUAAUGCAGCUCAAAUGCAUUUUUCAAAAUGUUAAUUCACUCGUAUCUCUCCAAAAAAGAUACGAAUUAGACAACUUAUUAACAAUACACAAACCAGACAUCAUGCUCAUUGCGGAGCACCGCCUCAGCGACAAACAUAAUAUUCAAUUAACAAAUUAUAUGAUGACGAAAACAAUCUCAUAUUUUAUCAUAAGAAAAACUGUAAUCUCAAUCCAAAGGAUCUAGUCUUUAAUAAAAAUCAGUAAAAAUAAGAAUAUGAAUACCCAAAAACCCCUAACUCCCAUUGUACAUAAACCCACCCUUCUCCCACCAUCACCCACAUCCUCGUUAAUUAAUUAAUUAUUAAGUAGUUAUCAGUUAUAUAGUUAUAGUACUAGUCUUAAGAACAAACACAAAACACAACCCAAUGAAAAUGAGGUUUUUACUCUAAAAGAGUUUUCCUCAAACUAUGAUCUAAGCAUCAUCAUUAAUAGUACCAUCAAAACAUAAUCAAAGUACAAAAUAAACAUAUCAAACAAAAACACAACCAUAAGUUAAGCCUGGAGAAGCAUAAAGCACAAGGCAGCAUAUACCCAUACUAAUAUUAAUGUCUCUGGAUUUGUCAACCAUUGUUCAUAUAUAAAAUAAGGUAAAUAAUGUUAAUAUUACCCAACAACUUACUGACCAAUAAACAAAAAGUUAAAAAAAAAAAAAGUUUUGCAACUAAAAAGUGUAAUUUUAUAAAGAAUAAUGUCUGAUUCUGCAGUUGUAACAUCCGCGUCUCCAGUGGCUGCUCCACCAGUAGCAGCGGAGAAGAAGGUGGCCGCUAAAAAGGCAUCUGGAUCCGCUGCGGCUACUGCAAAGGCAAAGAAGCCCACAGCUCCACCAUCGCAUCCCCCAACUCAGCAAAUGGUUGACGCUUCUAUUAAGAGCUUGAAGGAACGUGGCGGCUCAUCGCUCCUGGCCAUCAAGAAAUAUAUUACUGCCGAAUACAAAUGCGAUGCCCAGAAACUAGCUCCAUUUAUCAAGAAGUACUUGAAGUCGGCCGUUGCCAAUGGAAAGCUGAUCCAAACAAAGGGAAAAGGUGCCUCUGGUUCGUUCAAACUGUCGGCUUCCGCCAAAAAGGAGCCCAAGCCAAAGGUUGCGUCGUCUGUGGAGAAGAAAGUGAAAGCCAAGAAGGUGGUGUCAUCGGCAGCAGCAAAGAAGACAGCAGGCCCCAAAAAAGCAGCCGGAGCCGGUGACAAGAAGCUAAAGGCAAAGAAGACAGUCGCCACCGCCACCAAGAAGACCGCCGAGAAGAAGAAAACUGAGAAGGCAAAGGCCAAGGAUGUGAAGAAAGCUGGAACCGUGAAGGCGAAGCCAGCAGCGGCAAAGGCCAAGUCGAGCCCUGCAAAGCCAAAACCAAAAGCAAAGGCUGUAGCUGCGCAGCGGCGUCUGCCAAGCCCAAGAAGGUGACGAAAAAGCCAGUUGCUCCCGCCACCGUAAAGAAGCCGAAAGCAAAGACGACGGCGGCCAAGAAGUAAAUUGCGAAAUUGUACACGUUGGUGUACACGGUCGCAUUCGAAAUUUUAGAUGAUUGUACAUCUGAAAUUGAUUUAAACAAGCCCUUUUCAGG
This is a messenger RNA of Drosophila obscura, 3575 nucleotides long. Its product is annotated as histone H1-like. Gene Ontology annotation, biological process: nucleosome assembly; chromosome condensation; negative regulation of DNA recombination. Lineage: Eukaryota; Metazoa; Arthropoda; Insecta; Diptera; Drosophilidae. The transcript has a single exon. Gene Ontology annotation, cellular component: nucleosome; nucleus. Gene Ontology annotation, molecular function: double-stranded DNA binding; structural constituent of chromatin; nucleosomal DNA binding. The coding region runs from base 2711 to 3415 and encodes 234 amino acids. The record is from RefSeq and is a predicted model, not a curated record.